UGGGGGCUGAGCAGCGGCUGCUGGCGUGGGAGGCCAGCAGUGCCGGCUGAGGAGCACCAUGGCCAGUAUCCUGCAGGUCCCCCUGGCUGCACUCCUCCUGCUGCCUGUGGCCACCGCCAUGCACUCCGACUGCAUCUUCAAGAAGGAGCAGGCCCUGUGCCUGGAGAAGAUCCAGAGGGCCAAUGACCUGCUGGGCUUCAACGAUUCCUCCCCAGGCUGCCCUGGCAUGUGGGACAAUAUAACCUGCUGGAAGCCGGCCCAUGUAGGGGAGAUGGUCCUCGUUAGCUGCCCCGAUGUCUUCCGGAUCUUCAACCCGGACCAAGUCUGGGAGACGGAAACCAUCGGAGAGUUUGAUUUUGCUGGCAGUAACUCCUUGGGUCUCUCAGACAUGGGUGUGGUGAGCCGGAACUGCACGGAGUAUGGCUGGUCGGAGCCCUUCCCUCAUUACUUCGACGCUUGUGGCUUUGACGACUAUGACACUGAGACUGGGGACCAGGAUUAUUACUACCUGUCGGUGAAGGCCCUCUACACUGUUGGCUACAGCACCUCCCUCGUCACGCUCACCACUGCCAUGGUCAUCCUGUGUCGCUUCCGGAAGCUGCACUGCACCCGAAACUUCAUCCACAUGAACCUGUUUGUGUCCUUCAUGCUGAGGGCAAUUUCUGUCUUCAUCAAAGACUGGAUCCUCUAUGCCGAGCAGGACAGCAACCACUGCUUCAUCUCCACUGUGGCAUGCAAGGCUGUCAUGGUUUUCUUCCACUACUGUGUUGUGUCCAACUACUUCUGGCUGUUCAUCGAGGGCUUGUACCUCUUCACGCUGCUGGUGGAGACCUUCUUCCCUGAGAGGAGAUACUUCUACUGGUACACCAUCAUUGGCUGGGGGACCCCAACUGUGUGUGUGACCGUGUGGGCUACACUGAGGAUCUACUUCGAUAACACAGGCUGCUGGGAUAUGAAUGACAGCACAGCUCUGUGGUGGGUGAUCAAAGGCCCUGUGGUUGGCUCGAUAAUGGUUAACUUUGUGCUUUUCAUCGGCAUCAUCGUCAUCCUGGUGCAGAAGCUGCAAUCUCCAGACAUGGGAGGCAACGAGUCCAGCAUCUACUUCAGCUGCGUGCAGAAAUGCUACUGCAAGCCACAGCGGGCUCAGCAGCACUCUUGCAAGAUGUCAGAACUGUCCACCAUUACUCUACGGCUGGCCCGGUCCACCCUGCUGCUCAUCCCGCUGUUUGGAAUCCACUACACUGUAUUCGCCUUCUCCCCAGAGAACGUCAGCAAGAGGGAAAGACUCGUGUUUGAGCUGGGGCUGGGCUCCUUCCAGGGCUUUGUGGUGGCCAUUCUCUACUGUUUUCUGAAUGGAGAGGUGCAGGCAGAGAUCAAGCGGAAAUGGCGGAGCUGGAAGGUGAACCGUUACUUCACCAUGGACUUCAAGCACAGGCACCCAUCCCUGGCCAGCAGUGGAGUGAACGGGGGCACCCAGCUCUCCAUCCUGAGCAAGAGCAGCUCCCAGCUCCGCAUGUCCAGCCUUCCGGCCGACAACCUGGCCACCUGAGUCCCCCUCCCCUCUUCCUCUCCUC
Molecule: messenger RNA, 1574 nt
Organism: Marmota flaviventris (yellow-bellied marmot)
Lineage: Eukaryota; Metazoa; Chordata; Mammalia; Rodentia; Sciuridae
Source: RefSeq, a predicted model, not a curated record